UAUAUAUGUAGAUGUGGCGUGUUCCGAAGCAGUGACAACUUGGACCGGUCUUGUUGGUGUUGUAUCAGACAGGCAAUUCAAGAGAGCUGUGUAGGAAUAUGAAAAACGUAUUAUUUUGCCUAGUGUUUGGCGCAAUAUUGGACUUCUCGUCGGCCAGAUAUAUAGCCGUUCCUCUGAACCGAAACACACGAGCUACAGGUGGAUAUCCUUGGCAGCGUGGAACCCAGAUCUCAGGGCAUGCUAAUGCUGGACAUGGGACCAGCCAAGGGCAGACAACCCAUGUGAUACAUACUUCAGAACCGCUGCAUAAUGGUGGGAUGACGUCAUCCGGAAGCGGAUACAACCAGCCCAUAACAGUCCAGCAUGGUCAACAUUCUACAGGCACAUAUCAAGGCGGAAUAGGGUCUAGGCAAUCCUUGCCUUCAUCUCACCUGUCGGGUCAACCGCAGACAACUCACGUGAUACAUACUUCAGAGCCACUGCAUAAUGGCGGGAUUCCAAUAACAGUCCAGCAUGGUCAACAUUCUACAGGCACAUAUCAAGGCGGUAUUCGGCCUGGUCAAUCCUUACCCACAUCUCACCUGUCGGGUCAACCCCAGAAAACACACGUGAUACAUACUUCAGAGCCACUGCAUAAUGGCGGGAUGCCAAUAACAGUCCAGCAUGGUCAACAUUCUACAGGCACAUAUCAAGACGGUAUUCGGCCUGGUCAAUCCUUACCCACAUCUCACCUGUCGGGUCAACCCCAGAAAACUCACGUGAUACAUACUUCAGAGCCACUGCAUAAUGGUGGGAUGACGUCAGCAAGAAUACCUGGUCAAGCAUUCCCCUCAUCCCAGCUGCCGAGCCAAUCAUUCCAGAUAUCUGAUCCUGCUUUCCCUUCACAACCUGUUGGACCCCGUGACCCAUCUGCACCGGCGCUGUCAUCAUUCUCUUCGAUUCAAAACCUCUACCGGGAUAGUUUGUCAGGAGGUCAAGAAAGACCCCUCAACAGCCCAAUUGAGAUGUCGUCUGCGCAUGACAAGAGAAUUGAUGGAGGUCUCGCAGCCGGAGCGCCACCUGCCGGCGACCUGACGUCCUUCUCCUCGUUACAGAACCUUUACCAGUCUUCUACAGGUGGAGGAGCUGGUGCCCCGGUGAUCCCAGCAAAGAAAGCAGGCCUCCUCGACGGCAAGGACAUUUACCAGCAAGGCCUGGCAACAGGACAGGAGCUGUACAGGAACAGGAACACUGCGUCCUCUGGCCAGACAGGAUACCCAGGACAUCCUUCAAAUGUUCCAAAAAGCGUUGAUCAAGGAACACAGAUUAUCAGAGACUCUUCCUAUCCACACGGAAAGCCCCUUGGUGGCCUUGUGGUCCCCACUGGAGAAAUAGGGCCUGACCCCUCCUACCCUGGUGGAAAGCCGGUUGUGGGCCCCACUAGUCAUCACGGAACGCCAUUGGUGGACCCAACACAUUCUCAUGGAUCUCCCCUCGCUGGCCCAUCUCAUUCACACGGGACGCCCUUAGUUGACGCACCUUUAUCUCACGGGACGCCCUUCGUUGAUCCAGCCAUAUCUCACGGGACGCCCUUAGUUGAUCCAUCCAUAUCUCACGGAACGCCCUUCGUUGAUCCAGCCAUAUCUCACGGGACGCCCUUCGUUGAUCCAGCCAUAUCUCACGGAACGCCCUUCGUUGAUCCAGCCAUAUCUCACGGGACGCCCUUAGUUGAUCCAGCCAUAUCUCACGGAACGCCCUUCGUUGAUCCAACCAUAUCUCACGGGACGCCCUUCGUUGAUCCAACCUUAUCUCACGGGACGCCCUUCGUUGAUCCAGCCAUAUCUCACGGGACGCCCUUCGUUGAUCCAGCCAUAUCUCACGGGACGCCCUUAGUUGAUCCAGCCAUAUCUCACGGGACUCCUUUCGUUGAUCCAAAUCAUUCUCACGGGACGCCCUUAGUUGACACAAUCAUAUCUCACGGGACUCCUUUCGUUGAUCCAAAUCAUUCCCACGGGACGCCCUUAGUUGACACAACCAUAUCUCACGGGACUCCUUUCGUUGACCCUUCUCAUGGUCUCGGAGACCCUAUUAUUAAUCCUGCUAACGGCCCCGGAUUUGUUGAUCCUGCUUUGGUCGACCCUCGUCUCGACGGACCUGGUCCUAUCCUGCCUGGGCCAGUUUCGGGACAACCUGGACCCAGUUUCAGCCAGUCUGGACCAAAUCCAGGCGAACCUUCUACACCGGGUCUCGGCCAGCCUUGGCAGGGUCGUGCACCAACUCGACACAUCCUCCCCAGACCAACCCCACAAGCUUUCGUUGAAACAGGAGGACCUACAAUAGAAAACGUAGUGGGCAGAGAUCAACUCGCAAAUGAUCCUUUUGGACCCGCCGCUGGUCGUCCUGGAGAUUCAAGGCUGCCACGGGGACCUGGCGGUCCAAACUCCGGGACAGUGCCGCUGAUGAACCCGGUGAUGCCAAGUACAUCGCAAGAUCUCCUCGUGUUCACAAAUCAGCCAGACAGUUGGGUGUGGUCAGGUGGUGAUGUGACUGGUCAGCUCAGGAACUUCAGACCCCAUAGGGCUCCUCAGUGAGCAACACUUUGAGAGAGAGACACACACACUACCUUGGUAGAAAGUCACAACAUAUGACGAGUUUCUCAAGAUACUCGCAAGAUACUCGCAAGAUACUCAGGGUUUCGCGAGUCCUCUGACCCUGUUCACAAGAGACGUUUAAAAUUAUAAAAAUAAUUACUCUUGGUGGGGUCAAUAUGCUAAAACAAGGACCCGAGGACCUGACCCUUGAGGUGGUCUGCCCGGACCGAGCGAGGCCGCAGUGUCAGUCACAUGAUUUCGGGAUCUACAUUGAAAUGUAUUGUUUCGUCACGUGGUGCAAGAUUCUUUAAGAGGUAUAACAAUAUAUAAUACUUACGGAACAAGGCUGUCCCUGGAGUGCUGUCGCCCUUAAGUCAAUUUAUAUGUGAUAAUUCAGGAAAAGUGCUGUUGUUUGUGAACUCAUUGUGUAACUUUGAUCAAGGUUACACUAACCUCUGUGUCGUUGAACGUUACAUCGAAAUCCAUUGAAUCUGGUAUAGAACUCUGUAUACCUACAUACCACGACAUUAGUUUUAUCUUGAUUAUUAUGAUCUGAUAUUGUAAUAAACGUAUGCAACAAUA
Molecule: messenger RNA, 3152 nt
Organism: Haliotis rufescens (red abalone)
Lineage: Eukaryota; Metazoa; Mollusca; Gastropoda; Lepetellida; Haliotidae
Product: protein pygopus-like
Exons: 4
Coding region: 99-2570 (823 amino acids)
Source: RefSeq, a predicted model, not a curated record